CGACCCGCUUCCCUCCCUCCCUCCCUCCCUCCCCAAGUCCCUGAGCGUUAGUAGUCCCGCCAGCCGCGCCCUGGCCUUCCAAGCCCAAAGGAAGAAGGGACGGCCAGAAGGAGGAGAGACAGAGAGGGAAGAGGAGGGGGAAGGGAAGGGGAAGGAAGAAGCGGAGAGGGGAAAACAAAGCGCGUGCACGGGGAAAACUUGGGGGACGUGAGCUCCAAAGAGCAGGGAGAAAGAAGGAAAAAGGAGACCCAGAGAAAGGAGAGGCCGCAAGUUUCCUGGGGGAGUUUGCGGAGUUGUGCGCGGAGAGGGAAGAGGCAACAAAGAGGAGAAGAGGCUGCUCAAGGGGGCGAGGAGCCCAAAAAAGGGAAGGAGAAGCUGAGCCGCGGGAGGAGGGGGCUCCGCGCUCCAUACGCCCUCCUCUUCGCGUGGGGGGACCCACUUCUCCUCCUCCUCCUCCCCCCUCGGGGCUUGGCCCGCACUUGGCCAGGCUCCCCUUUGUCCUCGCCUCCUCCUCCUCCUCCUCCUCCCUUCUGCGCGCUCGCUUCCUGGGCAGAAGAGAGACGCCGCCAAAGCCAGCCUGUUGUUGUGGAGGUCUCUGCCGGUGGGGAGAGGCCAUGGGGUCCCCUUGGCUGGGCUUGGCUCUGCCGCCGCUCCUCCUCCUGCUCCUGGGGGGCCCGAUCCCGCGCCUCGCCCGCGCCCAGGACCAGGACCAGCAGCCCUCCUGCCACGGCGCCUUCGACCUCUAUUUCGUCCUCGACAAAUCAGGGAGUGUCAUCGACCACUGGUUUGAAAUCGUUGACUUUGUGAAACAACUGACAGAUAGAUUUGUAAGCCCUCGGAUGCGGUUAUCCUUCAUAGUGUUUGCCAUGCAAGCAAAAGUCAUCCUGCCGUUAACAGGAAAUAGGGCACAAAUUGAGAGAGGACUGGAGGAGUUACGCAAUGUGAAGCCAGGAGGUGAAACGUACAUGCAUGAAGGAAUAAAAGAAGCCAAUAGACAAAUUGAAACAGCAGGAGGUUCAAAGUCUAACAGCAUCAUCAUUGCUCUAACAGAUGGGAAGUUAGAAGGCUAUAUACCACAGUAUGCCGAGAAACAGGCAGCUAUAUCCAGAAGUUUAGGAGCAAGAGUUUACUGUGUUGGUGUCCUCAAUUUUAACCAAGAACAGCUUGAAAGUAUAGCUGAUUCAAGAGAACAAGUUUUCCCAGUCAAGGAAGGAUUCCAAGCUCUUCGAGGGAUAAUUAAUUCUAUAUUGAAACAGUCGUGCACAGAGAUUUUAUAUCUGGAGCCCUCGAGCGUUUGUGUAGGAGAGAAAUUUCAGGUUGUUUUAAGAGGAAGUGGUUUUACUUUGGGAAGGUCAAAGGAGAGUGUUGUCUGCGCCUAUAUUGUAAAUGGAACAGAAAUGAAGGAGAAACCCAUGCAGGUGGAAUCUGAUUUCAUGCUCUGUCCAGCACCCCUUCUCCAUAAAGCUGGCCAAACACUCGACGUUUAUGUCAGUCUCAAUGAUGGGCAGUCCCCUAUCACCGGCUCCUUAACCAUUACUGCAACAGAAUGUGCAAGUGGCAUUAUUGUCUUGAUAGUAAUCCUUGUAUUGUUACUCUUGCUGGCACUCGGUCUCAUGUGGUGGUUCUGGCCCUUGUGUUGCAAAGUGGUCAUUAAAGAUCCUCCUCCUCCACCACCACCAUCAGCUCCAGUAGAGGAAGAAGAAGAAGACCCUUUGCCUAAUAAGAAGUGGCCAACAGUGGAUGCUUCUUAUUAUGGUGGACGAGGAGUUGGAGGAAUUAAGAGGAUGGAGGUUCGUUGGGGUGAUAAAGGUUCGACUGAAGAAGGGGCUCGGCUAGAGAAAGCCAAAAAUGCUGUGGUAACAGUGCCUGAAGAGACAGAAGAGCCAUUUCAACCUAGACCACCAAAACCAAAGCCUACCUCACCUCCUCCUCCUCAGGAGAAGUGGUAUACACCAAUUAAGGGUCGACUCGAUGCACUGUGGGCUUUGCUGAGGCGGCAGUAUGACCGAGUGUCUUUGAUGCGACCGCAGCAAGGAGAUGAGGGUCGAUGCAUGAACUUCACCCGGGUUCAGUCUCAGUAAAGGAAGAUCAAGGAGUGAAAAGCCAUCACUUUUGUAUUGUAACCAAAGGAAGACAAUGAAGCACUUAUACGAAGGUCCUCAGAACUUCAGCCUUUCAGCAUGGACAAUCGCUCCAUUUGGUUCCUGCACAAGUCAACUAAUGCUGCUACACAAAGCUCUUCUGUCCGCCAUUUUCUUUUAAGCUUUUAACCUCAUACAGCAUUCAUUACAGUAUUAUAUGAUUUGCAAUGGUGAUGCAAAGACACGUUGGCUUAGCAUGACUAGAGUCCCACCAGAAAUCAAGCAUAGGAAUUGCCAGCAAUUUGCCAGUGCCUUGGCUUUCAUUGUCUUUAUUGUAAUUGAACUGCAUAUAACUUGAGCCUUUAUGUGCCUCAACCAGGAGCUGCAUUGUUUCUUGGAUGUGAUGAUGGCACGUGUUAUUUAAGCAGGAAAGUAUUUGCCACAGGCAGAAGAGUGAAAUUCCCACCAGGCCUGGAAAAAUGUAAGAGUUCAUUGCCUUACAGCGAUGUCAUAUCACAAAAUCCUUCCGAGUCCCAUCCGCCCACCGCCCCCAUCGGAUUGUGCCUUACGGGAACCUUCUGACUGAAGAUCUUGUCACUUUAACACUGAGCAAUGCACAUGCAUGACAAAAUGUAGACACAGUGCCUCAAGGUAUUGGUGGCAAGCAAGGCUUUGCCCUUUCGUUUCCGAAGACACCUUUCUUUCAUUAUGCACCCAGGACAGGAAGAAAAAUUAAUAGAGCGUUAUUCUACAGGAAGACAGCCUGUAACCAAAGAUCUUGCAUGGAGAUUGAAGGACCAAUGCUUCAAGGCCUUGGCACUGUGGCUGAUAUUUUUCUCUCCCUCCCCUCUGUGCUCGGCACUCGGUAGUAUAUAUAAAAAAAUUAUGCCUUCUAGACAUGAAUUUUAGGCUUGUGCAUUGUUACAAUACUACGAUGUGGUGGGAAGAGGCAGUUGCCACAAAGCAGGUAUCUCAGGGUGCAUCUCCCCCCACCCUCCAAAUCUCCAAGGGCUCUUCAGCGUCACAAGCCAGCAACUCUCUUUGCAUGAGAAUUUCAAAGUUUAAUUAAUAUAAUUAAAGGCAACAGCAAGCAGCAGCCUGUGAAGGUUUUGCUCAUCUUUUUUUUAUGCCUUUUGACAUUGAAUGACCUAUUACUGUAUGCACAUUACUCCGUUUUUGAGGGGGUACCAUGCCUUGGUGGAGAAUGAACAUUGGGGCCAAAAUUAAUUUAAAAAAGAGAUAGGAGAGGAGGAGGAUGAAGGAAGGAGGGAGAUAAAUCAGGAGACCUCUUUUUCUCCAUUUCUAAAUUAAAUAUACAGGAGUGCGGGCCAUCAAAAAACAUUGACAAAGUAUGUAUUAUAAUUUUUUUAGAAAAACCAGCGUUGUGUCACGUCGGCGGUGCCAAAUUAUGUUAGCGUGAGUGGAAACACUGUGGGGGAGGAAGGAGGCAGCAGCUGAAGAAAAAGGCUCAAAUGAUCCAGUCACUUUCGAUACUGUACUUCAGAUGCAAAAUGGAUAUUCGAGUCGAAACCUGACAAAGUGCGCCUACUUUGAUGGGAACCGGUAUAGACAAUGACCAGUGGCUGGGUCAGUGGGAUGUCUCUCUGCGAGCAAGGAAGCUUAUCAAAUGACACUAAAAAUAAGUUCAACAACCAUCACGUUGGAGGGGAAAAGGCGAACAUUUCACGUUUGGUGGGCAUGUAUGUGCGCAAGACGGGAAAGAGCGAGGGGGAUGCGUGCCGGUCUAAUUAUCCCCCUUUGUUGCUUCUCAUUGAAAUCUCUAGGGACGCAAAAUAAUUUUUCUUGGUUGAUGGCCAAAUUUACAGUUCUUCCCAAACCAAGAUGUCCACCACAAUGCCUCUCAUGUGUAUCUUAUUGGCUCAAGAUUAUUUGAGCAAUCCGUAGCAUUGCCAACCCCCCAUUUUGUGCUCACAUGGAUUAAAUCAUGUACCUAAGGUUGUACUACAGCUCAUUUCUCUUUCAUGUAAACCCUGUUUUGUAUCGUUGGGUGCAUGCUUUGACUGGGGUUGCCUCCAUCUCCAGCUGCUGGCUUCAGCCAAUAGACUCACCUUCUGCUGUCAUCACAUGAGUUCUGAGAAGGGAUGUCACAGGCUAACUCAGGGGAUGCACGCUUGUCCAAUUAUUUAAAUUUGUCUGAUGCUACGGCAUGUGUAGAAUGUGGUGUUAGCAAUACACAUAAAACAGGAAAAGGUGCCUUUACAAUCAUUUUCUGCAACCUCUAGGAAACACUUUUUUAGCUUUAAGAUGAGAUCUUCAGACCUUCCAGGCAGGAUAGGAAUGUGAUAAGGUUGUUACAAGAUACUAAUAUGUACAUUUUCUUUACAAGCAAAUGUUUCAGUUACUGGAAACAAAUGGUUAUGUCUUUGUAAAAUGAUUUUUUCACUGCCUACAGUAACAAGCAAAUCAUGUGCUCCUUCUCAUUUGCUACUCUGAAUUUGUCUGGAGAAAUGGUGCUAAGGAUUUGAGUGAAGAUAUCCAAUCGUCCUUUACGGAUUCGAAAUAAAUUCACAUUCUAUAUCUGAAUGUUUGUUGCAUUUGAACCUAAGUAUUUAGAAAAGCAAAUAAUUUAAACAAAUAUUCAGAAAAACAAAAAAAUCAAAUUAAAUCUACUUGUUAAACAGCACAUUUAAGGAUAUUCCUUCCUUACCUUUUUAAAAAAAGCUGCAAUAAAACCACUGUAUUGAAAAUAAUUCAGACAGGAAUAUUUAAAUCGAAAACAUUGGCAAUAUAUUUAUAUCUUUGAGAAGGACCAUGUUUAAAGUGAUCCAUUUUGUGAAUUUCUUUUUCCCAGAAAUGAAACAUUCCCAUUUGGUUAUUUAUCACAAUCAUCCUUUAUGCAAAACAAUACCAAAUGUUUCUCAGGGUUUGCCAUUGCAUUGACUUCGUAAUUUUAUGAAACCCUUAUUUGUUAUUCAUUUGAAACAUAACUCAUGUGGUAAAUAAUUGCUCAAAUACAUACAUUUGAAUGCAGAACGCGGCACAGUAUUAUUUAAGAUCUCUUUGAAAAAGCCCCUGGUAAAAUAGCAGCACAACAGCGUUUAACAAUUUCAUGUCCACUGAGCUUCCAAUGUAAGUGAACCAAAGCAGUAUUAAUUUAAUAGAGUCUAUUAAAUGUAAUAAAUUUAUAUGUUUAUAA
Anolis sagrei ordinatus is the source of this 5238-nucleotide messenger RNA. RefSeq names its product ANTXR cell adhesion molecule 2 (gene ANTXR2). Gene Ontology annotation, cellular component: cell surface; plasma membrane. Lineage: Eukaryota; Metazoa; Chordata; Lepidosauria; Squamata; Anolidae. The record is from RefSeq and is a predicted model, not a curated record. Gene Ontology annotation, molecular function: transmembrane signaling receptor activity.